Thalassophryne amazonica is the source of this 3597-nucleotide messenger RNA. RefSeq lists its product as uncharacterized. Lineage: Eukaryota; Metazoa; Chordata; Actinopteri; Batrachoidiformes; Batrachoididae. The transcript has 2 exons. The record is from RefSeq and is a predicted model, not a curated record. Bases 274 to 2778 code for a protein of 834 amino acids.
CUAACGCAUAGCGGCUGGGUUUGCCGCGUUGACAAGCGUCAAUAUAGCGACUGUACAAGCAGUUUAUUCGCUUGAAUUUUGUAAAAAAAAAUCUAGCGCAUUAAUUUAGUGAUCCGCAGCACGCACGUCGCCAGGGGAGGUUGCAUUUGUCACCUGUGCACUGGCGCUGAAACUCGGGCGAAUCUUGUGCAGGAGGCAGAAAUGGAUAUAUACUGUCCUGUCAAAUAGCAGUCCGAGUUUCUUGGCCCUGCUGCUCGUGGAUGUCUGCUAAACAUGAAUCCUGUCAGCUAUCAAAACAUGGCAUCAUCUGUGAACGGUGGAUAUCAGAAUCUGGGCUUGGACCGAGUGUUAACCACUUCAAAUGUGAUGUAUUGUGAGAAAUGUGGAUUCCCUUCUACAGAUGCUGCAGCCUUCAAGAAACACAUGAUGGAGCAUAUGGGGACAAGAUUUUACUGUCUUUAUUGCAACCAUGUGGCAUACAGCGAGGCAGAGUUAAAUAUUCAUCAGAAGCAACACGGCACAAUAUAUCCCUUCAAAUGUCAUCACUGUGGGCAGGGAUACAUGAGGAGGCUCUGCCUUGUAAAGCACAUCGAGCGUUUACAUAGUAAAGAUGCUGCUCAAGGACCUGUGAAAGCAGACAUGGUGAAACUCACACAUGCACCUGUUUCGCGUGCAUCUCCAAGUGCUGAACCGCCACCAGUUCGACCACUUGUUCGGGUGACUGUCCCAACUCCCAGCACACCUAUUACCAUACCAGGAAAAGUUGAACAGAGAGGGAAACCACUGGACAGCACUGUAUCAGUUGCCACUAAAGGUGAUACAGAACACCCAUCUCCUUUAAAUGGGCUCAUUCAGCACAACAGGGCUCUGACUGUUUCCCUUCCAGAAGAAGUGUCAAUCCCUGCUGGCUGCUUGGUAGAACUAGUUGAGGUGAAAACUGUCAAUGGUUCGAAGGAGCUAAAGCUGAGACUUGUCUCUCAGCAAGAAAAUGAGUCCGCAACAAAAGACACAAGAACCACAGUCUUACAAAACCCAUCACCAGGAAAGCCAUUAUCAUCUAACUUAAGUAAUCCAAACUCAAUGAGGUCGGCGAGUAUGGGAAUGUGCACAGUUAACCGCAAACAGUGUGAAACAAAGAAUGUGAAUGUGGACCAUCCUCCCCAUCCAGUCAGCAUUCCCAAAAUCCUUCCAGUUCAAUCGGUCAAAGAAAAAUGCAGUUUAAAAAGAACAUCGCCAGAGAUUACUAACGCUGUCAUUCCAGUUAAGGUUUCUAAAACCAUCCCAAGUCCAGUAAGAGAAGGAAACUGUGGGAUUAAAUAUUCGCAGCGAGAACUUAUAAAUCCGAAAGCAGCACAUUCUUCUACUGUUUACCCCAGCAGAAUUACCAACAGAUUGACAAGUAACAUGCAUACAGAAAAAAUGGGAACAUGUGUUCCUCAGAGAGUAGCUGAUGAGAGGAAGAAUUUUAUUCCAGAGCCUUCCCAAAGCAUCCAGCCUCGGAGGGCAAGUGACACCACAGGUAAUCACCGAGAUGUGUCGAAGACCAUUAAGGUGGAGCCUGAGCAAGUUUGUCUUAAAGGCAGCACAGCUUUAGAAAUGAGAAAAGAUGUAGUGUGUCUGAACCAACAGAGCCUGAAACCACCAGCUGUUUCCUUGGGUGUUCCUCUAGCUGCAAGUUCUCAAGGAACACUGUCUGCUCUUUUGGCUCGAAAGGAAAGGGGCAACACUGCAAGUCCAUCUUUUCAGAUACCUGGAACUGUUCGUAGGACUCUGAAUGGGCCAUCAUCUGUCACACAGCCAGUGGUGAAGAAUGUUACAAGUCUAGCAGGUGUAAAGAUGGCUGGUUGGUCACAGGCAGCUCGAUCAAGUGAGAGGGCGGCUGCAGCAGACAAGCGGGAACCUGAGAGCUUUCCAGUGAUUUCCUCAGUGUUUUCAUUAAGCCAGCAUCCUGAAGAUGUCCAGAGCUCUAUUAAGCCACUAGUUAUCGCUCUCCGAGGCAUAGUGAUGAACAAAAGUAACUGCUCUGACAACUCAACUGUAAGUAACGCUGAGCCAGCAAGCUCAAGCAAGGAUUACACAAAGGAAAGGCCAACGUCAAGAUGCUCUGCACUGGCGGUCAUGAAAGCCUUCCCCUCCACCAAUCAGUCGUUGAUGAAGCAGACCGGCGAAUCUGUGAAAAGUGAAGAGAGUGACAAAACUACUCGGGACACUCCUACACGAAUCAAGAAUCUGGUCAGUGUUAAGGAGGAAGGACAGGUUGCUACAUUUGUGACUGGCAAUAAAAGUUCUCAAAAUCUAGCUUUGAAUGCUACAUCUUUGAAAUAUCAGGAAACCGUUUCGGAAGCAAUUUCUGCAGACCCUGCCCGGCCGAUAUGUCUUACUGAGCAGUAUGAGCGCGAUGCGUCCUCCAGGUUUAUGACUGUCUCUUUGAAAAAGGUACAAGUAGGUGUGUGGAAAAAGUGCAAGAAAAGGCUAAAACUUAAGAUAACGAACUGUAAAACUCAGCCACCCAAUGGCGGUCUAAAUGAUUGCGCUGUUUACCACCCGAUGCCGCUGAAGGUGGACCAACUUGUGAAACGCCCAAGCCAGUACCAGCCGGUGGUGGUGCUCAAUCACCCCAAACCCCGGGCCCCCUUAAGCGGAAUGAGCACAGCCAAUGUUAGUGUCACAGGAUCCUCUGAGGUUGUUCCAAAGUGCCAAAUCUUGAAAAUGAGGCUGAGCAAAGUCAUGGGGCAGAAAUACGAGGUAAUGGGAUGCACCGUAAGGGUCUUGACAUGAAACUGUCAGACGAUAUGCCAAAAGACACAAAGGCUGUAAAUUUAUGAGGAAACUGCUAGUGUUAUGACAAGAAGUCCACUUCAGGAAUAGACAAAAUAUUAAGGUAAUUAUUUUCUGAAUGGGGAGGAUGAGAUGUAGAUGGGGACUUUUGAAACUCACUGAAGACUAGAUCAGAUGUUUGUAUAGUUUUAGGAUGUGGAUUAUUCUAGUGCAAUGCAGUUUGACUGCCUUGAGAGUGCGAACACAGACCACUUUGCUGUAUGUAUUUGACUGCAGUCAUAAACACAGAAAUGUCACUGUUCCAAAUGUUUCUGACGCAACCGAAGUGUCAGCAUUGGGUCAUUGAUGCAUGCUGUUAAUUUAAAGAGGUCAGUUAUUUAUUUUUUAUACGCAGCAGUAAUGUUUCAUUGUUCAUAUGACUCAGUGUCCAGAAUUGACACCCUGAGGCUUUCCUGAUUUGUGUAGGAGCCCUGAGGUUGUUGCUUAAAUUGGCAUAAUGACAACAUAGUCUAAGUAAUUGUUAUUCACAGGUACUGCAGGUCUUUGAAUGUAGUUGAGCAAGGUGGAUGAUGGAAAAGGUGUGAUCAAAUAUUUAGUUGCUGCCAACAUUAAGGCAAAAUCUUCGCAUGUAGUCGACACCAAACCUACUGCAAUUAAAGUAUUUAUCCCCAUUAAUCUCAUGUUGUUCACUCCUAGAUCUGAAGGACUGUCCAAGUCAGACAGAAAAGAAAAAAGUCCUCUUCUUUGACACAUCCAUGAAAACACUGAGCACUUAUAAGGCUGCAAAAUGUUCUGCCCACCCACCCCCAUUUUUUUUUU